UGUACCACCCUAUUUAUCAACUUCAUAACACACUAAUUUGUUUUACAUCAUUAAUAUAUUUUCCUAAGCAUUUUCUUUUUGCUAUAAGCCAUGGCUUUCAACACCAUGAGCAAGCUUUCUGCCACAAUUCUUGUGCUGUCUCUCCUUUCAACACCUUUGUUGAGCAAUGCAUGUGGAUCAUGCACGCCACCACCAAAACCAUGCCCAACUCCGGCACCACCACCACCACCAAAAGAGAAAUGCCCCAAAGACACAUUGAAACUAGGGGUUUGUGCUGAUGUCUUAGGACUUGGUAACGUUGUUGUUGGUUCUCCAGUUUCAAGCAAAUGUUGUGCAUUACUUGAUGGCUUGGUUGAUUUGGAAGCAGCACUUUGUUUGUGCACUGCUAUUAAGGCCAAUGUUCUUGGCAACAACUUAGAUGUCCCUGUUGCUCUAAGCUGGAUCCUUAGUGCUUGUCAAAAAUCAAUUCCUCCUGGCUUCCAAUGUUAACAUAAAAUCUUAUAAUUCAAGUAAGGAGAAACUCAUGUGCAGUUGUCUUCAUGUAAAGUUAAUCGUAGAGAACAUAAUAAUUUUAAAUUAUGUAAUGAUUCUUGACUUUCAACCUCACAUGAAGACAACUGCACGUGAGUUUUACCUUUAAGCAAUUAGUCAAAUUUCUAUGCACUUUAUUUUGUCGAGCUUUGUUAUAUUGUCGUUUAAUAAUAAGGUGUUGUCAUUAUAAAUAAAACUAGAUUUUCUUUUAACAUUA
Molecule: messenger RNA, 748 nt
Organism: Arachis stenosperma
Lineage: Eukaryota; Viridiplantae; Streptophyta; Magnoliopsida; Fabales; Fabaceae
Product: 14 kDa proline-rich protein DC2.15-like
Exons: 1
Coding region: 91-489 (132 amino acids)
Source: RefSeq, a predicted model, not a curated record